Eremothecium gossypii ATCC 10895 is the source of this 1281-nucleotide messenger RNA. It is a transcript of the gene CHA1, whose product is annotated as L-serine/L-threonine ammonia-lyase CHA1. The transcript has a single exon. Gene Ontology annotation, molecular function: L-serine ammonia-lyase activity; threonine deaminase activity; pyridoxal phosphate binding. The record is from RefSeq and is marked provisional. The coding region runs from base 1 to 1281 and encodes 426 amino acids. NCBI's taxonomy places the organism in Eukaryota, Fungi, Ascomycota, Saccharomycetes, Saccharomycetales, Saccharomycetaceae. Gene Ontology annotation, biological process: L-threonine catabolic process; L-serine catabolic process.
AUGUCCAACAAGCGGACUUACACAUCCACUGAGGUACAGUUUGGAGAUGAAAUGGAUGAUGACUUCCACCAACACUGUGACUCGUCCCUUGUUCCAACCGGAGUGCAAGUGAAGAAAGGGCACCUUAUAAGCGAGGUCCUACAAUAUAUAAUAUGUGGUAUGCGGAUGAGAUAUCAGUUUAGCCGUCAGCAAACAGUUGGUAGCAUGGCGUCUUUCUAUUGUAAAACGCCCUUGAUGCGUCAUGUGUUCGCGAGGCAAAAUGUGCGUUAUACGGCAAACCCAGAAAUAAUGUUGAAGUACGAAUUCUUUCAACCCAGUGGAAGUUUCAAGAGCCGCGGCAUUGGGAAUUUGAUUUGGAAAGAGAUGCAGAAGAUCCGGCAGAAUAGUUCACUGCAGCCACAUGUGUUUGCGAGCUCCGGCGGCAAUGCAGGGCUUGCAGCAGCAACGGCGUCACGACAACUAGGACUACCUUGCACAGUGGUAGUGCCUGAAACUACUCGACGGCGGAUGGUAGAGCGGAUACGGUCAACGGGGGCAGAUGUGAUAUCAAUGGGAAGUGUAUUGAAAGAGAGCGAUGACUACUUACGGUCCGAGUUGAUGGGGAAUGUGAAUUUAGAAAAAGUCGCUCCGAUAUAUGCACAUCCAUUCGACAACCCACUCAUCUGGGAAGGGCAUGCAACAAUGGUAGAUGAAGUAGUAGAAGCACUGCAUCUCCAAGGCGUGCAAUUGGAGAGCGUGAAAGGUAUCGUCUGCAGCGUAGGUGGCGGGGGGUUAUAUAAUGGGAUUGUAUAUGGGCUGGAGAAACAUGGUUUGGCAGACUCUAUCCCUGUUGUAGCAGUGGAAACAGAGGGGUGCGAGGUUUUGCACAGAUCUUUGCUGCUGGGCAGGAACGUUUCGAUGAAUCCUAAAAGCGUUGCUACUUCUUUAUGCACAUCUUUCGUGACGGAUCUUACUCUGAGUUACGCCCAAAAAUACAGGACAAAAUCUGUUGUGCUUGACCAGCUCGCUGUAGUACAGACAUGUUUAAAUUUUGCGGAAGAGAGCAAUAUUGUAACCGAACCAGCGUGUGGCGCAGCUCUUCAUCUAGGAUAUCAUCCUGAAAUACUUGAGCGUGAGUUAGGUCCUUUAACACCGCAGGAUGUUGUUAUAGUAAUUGCCUGUGGCGGGUCCACGAUGAAUCUCGCGGAUCUUAAAGAAAGUGAAGACCAACUUCAGCCGAAAAUUAAGGACUUCCAUACACCGAUUGGUACCCAGCAUGAAACCAUAAUUCUCACAUCUUAA